AUUCAUAGCUUAUAAUAUAUUAUCAGUCAUUUUCGGGUAAAGACGGCAAGAACAUAGGACUUCCUUGUUGUUUAACAUCCAGAGAUAGGUGGCAAAAUGAAAUUCAUCGAAGAUAUGGAUUCUGAGACCAACGCAAACAAACGCAAAAGAAUAGAGGAAGAACCUGAAGAAGAAAAGCAAGAAAAGAGACAACGGCUUGACAAUACCAUUGAAAAACCUGACGAAAUUAUAAAUAUAAGCACAGCUUUGUCCAAGGCUGAAACACAUACACUAGACAAUAUAGAUGACAAAAAAACUAAUCAAACUGAAAAAGAUGUAUCAUACAGCUCUGUAUCCGUAACUGAAAGCAAAACUGGGAAAGAAAAUGCGGUUUUUAUUAACAUGCCUGCAAAGUCUGAUGACUGUAGCUUGCCUACUAUCGAAAGCGAAAACGAAGAUGGCACGAUUAAGAUGACUGCUAGCGCACGGUCUUUGGAUUCUAGAGAUGAUAUGAAUGACGGGGACGUUCGCAAUUCUGAAGCCAGGUGUUUCUCUACAACCAUAGCUGAGUCUAAGAACACUGAUGAAUCUAAAGGCAGGGACAUCCAAGUAGAAAAAGGGGAUCUUGGAAUUGAAUCAGGUAUUGAAAAAUGUGGUGACAUGAAGUUUGUUACCUACGAUGCUGUUCAAGAAAACGAAGGCAGCCUGGAUAACUGCGUAGAAGGUCAGAUCGGAAAUAAUGAGGAAAAUGGUAUCACCAAUAAAAUGCUUAUUUCACCUGAGGUUUUAGAGGAAUCGAAUGUUCAGACUGAACAAAAAGAUAUACAAAAUUCAAAUUUGGAGAAAAAUGAAUGUAGAGAUUCAGUUUUCACAAAGGAGUCGGAAACUCAAAUAAUCAUAAGUGAGACAUCAGGGCAAGAAGAUAAUGCAUUAGAUGAAAACAGAUUUUUAUAUAGGUUGCUCAGACCAGACGAGUCUCUUAAUCAUGGAAUUGAACCAAAAGACCCUAAUUCGGACACCACUAUAGAUGACCACGUUGCUUGCGGAUCGGCUGAUGGCUUCAAGUCAAAAUACAUAUCCUGUUCAAAAACACGCACUGGUAUUAAUAGAUUUGCGUCUUUUAUCAGACGGACUUCACGUUUUCAGUUGCGAUACAUUGUCAGAAUCGACAAAACAAAGCUUGGUGAAGAUUGUAAAAUAUAUGACCUCACAGAAGAACCUGUUAGAGAGAAGUAUCUUCAAUCUGAUCCUGCAAUAAGACAUUCUCGUCGUUUUGAUGAAGUGUUACUUGCUCCAUUAUGUGAAAUACCUGUUGAGUGUUUUACAAAAGUUGCAACAGUACAACAUGGAAACAGAAAAUGGGAUGACGAUGCAUAAUGACUUUUUACAACCGAAAAUUGUUUAUGGAUAAAAAUACUUAAACAAAACAUAAAGCGUUAAAAACCAUAUUAAGAAAAAAAAUGGAAAAAAUGUAAUCCAUUUUGGCACAUUUUAAACCGCAUUCUUUUAAACACACUUAUUUUUUUUUUAAAGAAUACACACUUUAAUAAGACACUUACCAUUGUACCAUUGUUAUAAAUGAUUCUAAAACCCAAUGAGUGUAUGUGGGGUUUGUUUUGGCGACGUCGAUUAAGAUUUCAGUAUUAGUAUUGUGAACACAAAACGGUUGUAUUCUUUGCAAUCAGCGUAUGGACAUUGUAAUAAUAAGAAAUUCACACCCCCCUUUUUUGGUUGUUAACACAGAGCUUUGUAAAGGUAUUUCUAACGUUAUACCGAGUUUUAAAUGUCGUAUGUCGUGAUAUAUAGCAAGAUGUAGACAUUGUCUUUUUGUAUUUACCAAAGUGUUUGGAUUACAUGCGUUGUUUAAACUUGAUUGAAAUAACUUUGUUAUAUUUGCUUGUUAAUUUUGCACACAAUUAUAUCAUUGUUAAUGAUGUUGCAUCUUUAAUUUGCUUUAAAUGCGAUAUUUAUGAUCCAAUAACCCAAUAUAAACCGUAAAUAAAAACAAGACAAGAAACCUUGCUUACAAAAAAAAAGAAAAGACAAUUAAAACUUUUUAUAUCUCUUAAAACUUAUAAUAAAGUUUAGAUUGACCCAUUAAAGGGGGAUUCUUAAGGAUAUUAAUUAUUAAUAACCUAGCUUAAAUCCUGACCAUGUCUCCUGAAAUGAAAAGAACAGGCGACGAUGAAACUUGAGCAGGUUUUAAAUCUCAUUGUUCAAAUGCAAUUGACACAGUGGGUAACUUAAAUGUGUGCUGCACAGUUCAAUGGUUUUUAGUGUAGGUUGCACUGUGUCAUCAAUGCUGAUUAGCUUAUUUUUAAAUAACAAGAUAUAAAUAUAUACGGUUUUCCGUGGGUUUUUUUUCUAAUUUUAAAACACUUGUUUUCCCAGGUUUAUUCUUAGUCGCCUACAAUUUUCCGAAAAGAUACUGAAGAUUUAAUAAUGCAACAGUAUCUGGAAUUUUCUGCAGUCUUGCGUAAAUAGUCAAAACAUGUUGUUUUUUUUUCUUUUCAGAAUUCCCAAUACAUAUAUUUCUAGAUGGAAAAGAAAAAAUAAUCUGCUUUUUUUAACCGGGUUUUCCAACGGAAAAAUCCGGUUAUUAAAAUGGUAAAAAUGGCGGGCGGGCGGGCGGCUGCCAAAAGGGUACCCUCAUUGUACGGAUAACUCGUCCUAAAAUUUUCAACUUUUGCAGAUCAAUUGUAUAUAUAUCGGAAUGUGCAUAUUGCUAGGAUUUUGAUUUCCGAUAAUUUAUGAAAUAUAUACAUGUACCAGCUUUUGAACUUAGUCAUUUUUUAGCUAAAUAUUGCAUAUAGGGUACCCUCAUUGUACGGAUAACUCCUCCUACAGUUUUCAAGAUAGGAAAUUGUCCUUUUGCAGAUUAAUUGCACAUAUAUCAGAGGUGUGCAUAUUGCUAGGAUAUUGAUUUUUGAUUAUUUAUGAAAAAAUACAAGCUUUUGAACUAAGUCAUUUUUUAGCAAAAUAUUGCAUAUAGGAUACCCUCAUUGUACGGAUAACUCCUCCUACAGUUUUCCAGAUAAGAAGUUGUUCUUUUGCAGAUUUUUUUAGCAAAAUGUUGCAUAUAGGGUUAUCCAUUUCACUGGAUACAGGUUGACAUGGAUUAUGGAUACAGUUUACAUAAAAACCCGGUUUGCUGUCACAUUGACAGUUUUUUCACUUGUUUAAAUUAUCAAUUAUAUUACGAAACUAGGUGUGAAAAAUAUCUAAACAAAUAUGAUUAAUAGGACUUGAAUAAUCUUUUGAGAGAAAUUGUAAUUUACAAACUUUUCUUAUAAAAAAUGCUUAAUAAACUAAUAAGAACUAUUCAUAGGUUAUACUGUUUAAUACUGUAGAACCAAUUAAAUACCUAAUGAUGUAUUUUCGUGGAUAAUGGAAUUUAUUUUUGCUCAUUUAAAGCAAUGUUAUUUCAUGAAUGGGUCGGUUUUUAGUUACUGAAAGUAACUGUUUUAGUAUACACACUUCCUCUUUCUAAAAUAUAAGACAUAAAUACCCACCAAUAUAAGGAAUGAUUUAAAUUUACUUGACGGAUAUCACAUUGUUUAAAAACAAAACGCAUUGUAUUUAAAAUCGAAGUAAAUACCGUGAACGAUUAGA
Molecule: messenger RNA, 3591 nt
Organism: Magallana angulata
Lineage: Eukaryota; Metazoa; Mollusca; Bivalvia; Ostreida; Ostreidae
Exons: 3
Coding region: 97-1356 (419 amino acids)
Source: RefSeq, a predicted model, not a curated record